UAACUGCUACCGACAAGCACCAAACUACACGUCCCAGAAAGCCUGUCACCUGAAUGAGGAAAAAAAGUCAGUCACUGUGACGACCUUGGAUAUCGACUGCACUGCAAGCAUGGCGAAUAAAGAACCCAGCAGUUUCUUAGCCAACCUAAGAGACCUGGCCGGUCGAAUGUCUGGCGCAGGGGGCAAAGGAGCUGGGAUUGGUCUCAAACUGCUCAUUGGGGCUGGUGCUUUGGCCUAUGGUGUCAAAGAAGCAACGUUUACAGUGGAUGGAGGUCAGAGAGCCAUUAUCUUCAACAGAAUCGGGGGCAUGCAGAUGGACACAGUGCUGUCUGAGGGACUGCACUUUAGGAUACCAUGGAUCCAGUACCCAAUUAUUUAUGACAUCAGAGCCAGACCCAGGAAGAUCGCAUCACUAACUGGAAGCAAAGAUCUGCAGAUGAUAAACAUUGGGCUGCGCGUGCUGUCCCGUCCCGUUGCCUCCAACCUGCCCGCUAUGUACCAGCAGCUGGGCAAGGACUAUGACGAGAGAGUAUUACCCUCCAUUGUCAACGAGGUGCUGAAGAGCGUGGUGGCCAAGUUCAAUGCCUCACAGCUCAUCACUCAGAGAGCGCAGGUGUCUUUGCUGAUUCGGCGGGAGCUGUUCGAGAGAGCCAAAGAUUUCAACAUCAUCCUGGAUGAUGUGGCCAUCACAGAAUUGAGCUUCAGCAGAGAGUACACUGCUGCUGUGGAGGCCAAACAAGUUGCCCAGCAGGAGGCCCAGAGAGCUCAGUUCUAUGUGGAGAAAGCCAAACAGGACCAGAGACAUAAGAUUAUCCAGGCGGAGGGAGAGGCCGAGGCUGCCAAGAUGUUGGGACAAGCGGUGACAAAGAAUCCUGGAUACCUGAAGCUUAGACGAAUCCGAGCAGCCCAGGCCAUUGCUAAGACGGUGGCAACAUCCCAGAACAAGGUGUACCUUUCUGCAGACAACCUGGUCCUCAACCUGCAAGAUGAAUCUUUUAACAGAUUAUCACUGGGAAAGAAGUAGACUUUUUAGAACGCUGUAGCAUUCCACCUGUCUGAGGCUCCAUCCACAGCCAAGACCUGUCUGUCUACCUGCCUCAAUCUCUGGGUUAAAUUUCCAAGUGGCUUAACAACUCAACUAAAGAAUACCGUCAAGCAUUGGAUGGCAAUGUACAAUAGGCCUCUGUGACUAAUGCUGUAUAUAUGACACAGCUAAGGCCAGAUGGAGUUCUGUUAAUAAUUCUCUCCUAAUAAAUUAUUUUUGUGGAUUCAAAGCAAUCCAAAUAGAAAUAGCUUCUAACAUGUAGUCAGCUGCUCUUAGGUUUGCAGCUAAUGUGGUAAUUGGUUUUAAAAAUAUAUGUAUAAUUCUGUCUGGCCCUAGAUGUGUUUCUAGGGACAGCGGGUCUACUGUACACUCCGGUUCAUUGGAAGCAUCUGAGCGUAAUUGGUCUGGUGUGAGCAUGAAGAAUGACUAUUGAAGUGGUAUACAAUUGUUUGCCUUCACAUUUAAAGCUUUAUGUUUUGGAAUGAAGAUGAAAUGAUUACUUUAUUGAUGCUGCAUUUACAUAAGUGGAGCUCCAUUCUGCUCAUUUAUUUGGCAAUAGUGCUGAUCUGAUUGGCCAGAAGACAAAUAAGUGAAAAAAGAUUUGACUGCCUCUAAAUGCAGCAUUGUCUUUUCUUUUCUAUAAAAAUGAUGUAAACAGUGGGGCCUUACUGCCCUAUUGAUGUUGUUUUUAAAUUAUGACCAUGCUGAUACCAUUGCUAUUUUACAGUACUGCUACACAGUGAUAUCUGCCAAGAAGAUUCCAUCCAUUAGUUCAAAGCAGAGAGGCUGAGCCGUCUUAGUAUUAUUCAGUUAUUGACCAUCAGCAGAUUGAGAUGACAAAAAAUAAAAGGGGACAGAAAAAAUAAAUCGUUUUUAUUUGAAA
This is a messenger RNA of Esox lucius (northern pike), 1928 nucleotides long. It is a transcript of the gene phb2b, whose product is annotated as prohibitin 2b. Gene Ontology annotation, biological process: mitochondrion organization. The transcript has 10 exons. NCBI's taxonomy places the organism in Eukaryota, Metazoa, Chordata, Actinopteri, Esociformes, Esocidae. Bases 110 to 1024 code for a protein of 304 amino acids. Gene Ontology annotation, cellular component: membrane; mitochondrion. The record is from RefSeq and is a predicted model, not a curated record.